AGUAAACCCUAAUUUCCCAAAAUCGCAAAGACCAGAGAGACACUAUGAAUCUUCCAUCGUCAACGACGGCGACGUCAACCUCCGCGACUUCCGAUGCAGCGGCGAAUUCCACCGAAAGAUGCGAUGAUUGCGGAAGCUCAGACGCCUGGGUGAUACACACAGUACGUCUCCGUGCAUCUCUCCGCUUCUUCUGCACUCAUUGUCUCCUCCGCAACCAUCCGGCGUCGUUUUGUCCCGGUUGCUUCGCCUUGUACGAUUCAUCUCCGCCGUCUUUUCGCCGCGUCUCUUGUUCCAUUAAAGGGUGCCACUCCUUGACUCACAUUCACUGUGCCGGCGAUGAAAGUCACCUUUCUUAUCUCUGUCCUCCUUGCCGAGACCCUAAUUCCUUCUCCUUCUUCCGCCCUAUCGUCGACGAAAACGGCUCUCGCUUCGUCGAUAAAGCACUCUCCGAAGCUUUCUUAUGCGCUGCUAAGAUCGCUGCUUCUUCAAUGAACAAAGCUGUUAUGACCGCUAAGUGUGAAACUGACCGGAGAGGAAAAGAAGCUGCUUUGGCGAAGAAGAGAGCUCGCGAGGCUCUUGAGCAGGUUGUCAUGCUUGAUGCCAAGGAGAAGGCAAGAUCGGUUGUUCCUAAGCUUAAAGAAGCUCCCGUUGAUCAGAAACCAAAACUGAGUCCUGCAUCAAAUGGUGCUACUGUGAAAGAAACAGAGAGCUCUGAUACUACUACUACUCCUACGACGACUACGACUAAGAACAAUGGAGGUACAGAGAAACAGAAUCCGGCAACACAAUUGGCUAAAGUUAAGCAAGAAGCUGAUGCGUCUAGGUGAAAUCAAUGUUUAAAGUUUCAGGUACCACAACUUCAAGCAUUUCGGCUUCUGAUGAAAGAAACUGAUUCUGAUUCGAUCUCAAUGUAGAUUGUAAGUUAUCCUUUUUUGGUUUGUUCAUGUUUUUCGAUCGUUUACUAUGUGUAGGAAUCUUUGGAACUGUGAAGUGUUUUUUUAAAAUAAAUCAUAUGUUUCUGUGUCUUUACAAAAGCCACACUGUGUAACAUAGCCUGGUGAUGGUUUUAGUUACCGGUGAUCGUCCAAGUUGUGAUGUGAUUCUUGUUCAUAAUAGAGAUUGAAAAUGUUAUUUCCUCUGUCAAUUUAACUAAUUAAAAU
Messenger RNA from Arabidopsis thaliana (thale cress), 1160 nucleotides. RefSeq lists its product as uncharacterized. The record is from RefSeq and is marked reviewed. Lineage: Eukaryota; Viridiplantae; Streptophyta; Magnoliopsida; Brassicales; Brassicaceae. Bases 45 to 827 code for a protein of 260 amino acids. The transcript has a single exon.